This is a messenger RNA of Microsporum canis CBS 113480, 1311 nucleotides long. Its product is annotated as MOSC domain-containing protein. The record is from RefSeq and is a predicted model, not a curated record. NCBI's taxonomy places the organism in Eukaryota, Fungi, Ascomycota, Eurotiomycetes, Onygenales, Arthrodermataceae. The transcript is spliced from 2 exons. The coding region runs from base 1 to 1311 and encodes 436 amino acids. Gene Ontology annotation, molecular function: molybdenum ion binding; pyridoxal phosphate binding; catalytic activity.
AUGAGGCUGCUUCGAGGAAUAGUGCCACGGCUUAACCUGCCGGUCCCCGUGGCGCUGGCGCUGGUGUAUAUACUGUUCGUCUUCCCGCUGGUGGCGAUGCUCUACUUUGAGCUGAAGAGCCGACGGGAGCGGGCGCGCACGCCGAAGGGCUGCCGCAAGCUAGGCCUGCACGACAACCACUCGAACCUCUCCGACGAGCACGAGUACGGGACGGACGGGCUGAAGCGAGGAAGCAGCGACAAGACACCGCGCAUCAAGGCGCUGGUGGUAUACCCGAUCAAGAGCUGCCGGGGCAUCGAGUUCAACCGCGCGGAGUUCAAGGACAGCGGCCUGGCGUGGGACCGACAGUUCUGUUUCGCGGAAUACACGAGCACGAGCACGAGCACGGCGGAGGAAGAAGAAGAAGACGGCGGGAGAUGGGAUGCAAAGACGCUUCGGGACGGCAAGUACAGCCGCAUGGCGCUGAUACGGCCUGAGAUCUGGGUUCCCGACCCGUCGAGCGAGACGUACGAUGCGCGUCUGCGCAGCGUCAAGUCAGGCGGUAUACUGAUCGUGUACUUCCCGCGAGACACGCGAGGGCUUCCGCCCUGGACCAGGCUGGCCAUAGCCCUCGGCCUAGCAGACGGGGAGGAGUACUUUAGUGUGCCGCUGAAUCCGCCCGCGGAGCCGUCGUCGGUGUUCCCGCUUGAGCCGCUGCGUUUGUUCACGGUGCCUACGAAGGCGACGCGGUACACGACGCAUGUGCCGGCUGCGCUGGGCGCGUUUCUGGAAUGCAAGAAGCCGCUGGGCCUGUUCAGGGUGCAUCCGGAGCACAGUCGGGUGGCGGUGGGGAACGCGCCUAGUGCAGAGGAGCUGGGGUUUGUGCCUCGGAUGGCGUUUAGCGACCAGUAUCCGCUGCAGGUGCAGAGCAUGGGCAGCGUGAGGGAGAUGGACGGGCGGACGAAGUAUGCGAUUCCGCAUCUGAGCGUGCGCAGGUUCCGGCCUAAUGUUGUGGUUGAGGGGGUUGCGGCGUACGAGGAGGAUGCGUGGAAGAUGGUGCGUCUGGUAAAGGAGGGUAGGGAGGAGGAGGUGGAUGUGCAUGUGUGCUGCCGGACGGUGAGGUGCAAGCUCCCCAACGUGGAUCCUGACACGGGCGAGAGACACGGCGUCGAGCCCGACAAGACGCUGAGGGGGACGCGGGCCAUCGACGGAGGCGCAAAGGGAGGCUGUCUAGGCAUGAUGCUCGUCCCGACCAAACCCCACUUCACCAUCAGCGUGGGCGACGAGGUAAAAGUACUAUCGACAGGCGAACACUUCUUCCGAGCAAAGUAG